ACAGGAACACCUCACUGCCUUUGUGGUUACCAUGGUGAUUCAGGUUCAUUUUAGAAGGAGUGACAGGACAGAUUGGUCUGAAGAAUUGUGAAAUCUCACACUCUAAAAAUAAGGACUAGGAAGUCACAGUGACUCUGACAAUGGAGGAUGGGUAGAACUUCUGCUACCUCUCAGCAAGACGGAAUCAGAAGAUCCAUGCAUUAGGAAAGCAUGGGCUGUUCAGCUGUAUAGUUCCUUUUUCUGACUCGUCACCCCAGUGAGGGGAAAAGGAUGUCAUCAUGUAGUCACCAGCAGAAGACAAAUUUCGAAAGAGACCUCACUGUCAGAAGGGCAGCCCACAACCACGUCGGCUCUCAGAGGAGACUGAGCUCCUCAGUGAAUGUGUCUGAAGAGUGGACCAGUGUGUCUGUCCACUAGGCAUGGAACCAAAGCGGAUCAGGGAGGGCUACCUCGUGAAGAAGGGAAGCAUGUUUAGCACCUGGAAACCCAUGUGGGUUGUACUGCUAGAAGAUGGCAUCGAGUUUUAUAAGAAGAAAAGCGACAACAGCCCCAAGGGGAUGAUCCCACUGAAAGGAAGUACUCUCGCCAGCCCCUGUCAGGACUUUGGCAAAAGGAUGUUUGUAUGGAAGAUCACUACAACCAAACAGCAAGACCACUUCUUCCAGGCAGCCUUCCUGGAGGAGAGAGAUGCUUGGGUUCGGGACAUCAAGAAAGCUAUUAAAUGCAUUGAAGGAGGCCAGAAGUUUGCAAGAAAAUCCACAAGGAGGUCCAUUCGUCUGCCAGAAACUGUUGACUUGGGGGCUUUGUAUCUGUCUAUGAAAGAUACUGAAAAGGGAAUAAAGGAGCUGAAUCUGGAGAAGGACAAGAAGGUUUUUAACCACUGCUUCACAGGUAACGGUGUCAUUGACUGGCUGGUUUCUAACAAGCUGGUUCGGAAUCGCCAGGAAGGCCUCAUGAUUGCCGCAUCACUGCUCAGUGAAGGGUACCUGCAGCCUGCUGGGGAUCUGUCUAAGAACGCGGCUGAUGGAAUAGCUGAAAACCCUUUCCUGGACAAUCCCGAUGCUUUCUACUUCUUUCCAGACAGUGGCUUCUUCUGUGAAGAGAAUUCCAGUGAUGACGAUGUGAUUCUGAGAGAAGAAUUCAGAGGGGUUAUCAUCAAGCAGGGAUGUUUACUGAAGCAGGGGCACAGGAGGAAGAACUGGAAAGUGAGGAAGUUCGUUCUGAGAGAAGACCCGGCCUACCUGCAUUACUAUGACCCUGCUGGGUGUCGGAGCUCUUGUGCCUCUUGGACCAGCAAAAACUCAGCAGGGGGAGAGCACCAGGGUAGUGGUGAAGAUCCCCUGGGAGCAGUUCACUUGAGAGGCUGUGUGGUGACGUCAGUGGAGAGCAAUCCCGAUGGUAAGAAGAGCGAUGAUGAGAACCUGUUUGAGAUCAUCACAGCAGACGAAGUUCAUUAUUACUUGCAGGCGGCCACUCCCAAGGAGCGUACUGAGUGGAUCAAAGCUAUCCAAGUGGCUUCACGGACUGGGAAAUGAGGACACUGAGGAUCAUCAAGGUGAAUCUGACUGGCCAAGAUUCUACAACCAGGACACCAGAGACAGACUUCAGCCAGAUUUGGAAUUUUUAGUUGGCAUUUUGCUUUGUUUUCACUUUCCUCACAUGUGUCCUGGGUGUAUAAUUUUAAUCUACUGUCUAUUUAAUAUUCCCUGUAGCAAGAAUUCUCUCCAACUUUGUAGAGAUGUUCUUCCCCCAGCACUCAAAUAAAAUGAUACUGUGCCUGCACAGUUUCCAUGGGAAGUCUGGACACAUCACAAAUUUUGCAAAAAUUCUCAAGGUUAGGGGAGAACUAGCCCUUUCAUCCCCCUCAUUCUGAGUUCACCCUCCUGUUUUCUUAUUACCUGCCCCCUUGAAUAAAAUAAUUACCCCAACAUUUCAUGUAACCUCAACCUACAUGUGCACCUUGCUCGUCCACACUUCUGCUCAAUGUCACUUCUCUAGAUGUCAGCUGGAUUCUUUGAGAAACUGAUCCUGAGACAGGAUAAGGUAUGAAAGAAACUUCUUGAGAAGGGGAAAGGACAUUACUAAACUAGACAAAGGGGCAAAGAAGUAGAGAUUGAGUGAGGAAAUUUCAACAAAAAUCUAACAAGACUUGCUCUAGAAAGAAUAGCAAAGGGGCCACCUUCCCCAGUAGAGGUCUGAGCAAUAUAUCAGGUGGAGAAGUGGACCAAGGUGAUGAUAUAUCUAUGGACUAAUGAACGGUAGUGAAUUGUCUCUCUACUUGCUCAGGGUCCUGUGAGGAAAAAAGAUGGAGAGAUCAGAGCCAAGAGAUUCUAGGGAAGAAGCAUAUGGAUGGACAUUUGGGAGUGGGUGUAAAGUGUGAAGAUAUGUGUGUCAUAUCCUAGUAUCCCCAGAAGCUUCCACCCCCAAUUCACUUGGCCUGUUGUGUGAGGCAGACCUCGUCUGCAAUUACCACAGCACUAACACAAAGGACACAUGAAUGGGGUGGCCACAGUGGUGGAUAUAGAGGCCACAUACAGGGACAACAGCAUUGGAUUCUACUUUCCAAGGCUGAUUAAGAUAUUGCCACCUUGGAGUGUCUAGCAUGUGAGCAGUAAAGACCAGUGCUGAGCAUCGUGUGGCAUUCUUCAAGGAGAUGAACAAGUCAUUUGAUAAGUUGGCUACAUUUCAUUCUGAAUGUUUUGUCCUCACAAGAACAGACUCUGAUUCUAGCUACAGAUUUCUCUUUCUUUUUCAGAGUGCUCAAUCUAUAGACAAAGAGUGCAAUACUAUAAUAUCUAGAGAGUUAUUCUAGGUGGGAAAAGAAAAUGAGGAAAUAGACCCAUAAAAUGGGUUUAACUUUCUGUCUAGUGCAUCCUUCAAUCACAUCUUGAGCUUCUGCCUAGCUCACAAGUUACCCGUUCUUAAUACAUGUUAAAUCAUCUUUCCUGUAGAUUCACAUUUCUGUUUUUAGAUAAGAACCCUACCACUUAUUGUCUGGAAUCAUUUCAAGAGCCUCCAAAUGGGCUUUCCUACCCCACAACCAUACUCCUAUCUACUUUAUCUAUUUUAGCUCUAAACCUCAUAUGAAAUGAAGGUCCCUUAAAUAGUUAAUGCUGCUUAUCUUCCAGACCUCAGUUCAUCUCCAACUGUUCCAUUGCUCAUGUCAUGGAUUCCAGUGUUGGUGAACUGUAAUGUCAGCUUGACUAAAUUGAGAGCUGCCUAAUGCAUAUGGGAUCAGUUUACCACAUCUAUAAGUAUAUCUGUAGGGGGAGUUUUUACAGAUAAUUAGUUCAUGAUAGCUCUGACUAAAUGAAUAGAUAGCUUAACUCAUGGUAGAUUCAAGACUAUCAGGAGAUGGUAUAACUCUGCAAGUUGAAGGAAGUAGGUCUAUAUGAGUGUGUCUUUGGGGAGCUAUAUCUUGGCCUCUCCUUAUUAUCACUCUACAUUGAUUCCUGUCUGCCAUAAUGUAUCCUGUCCUGGCUCACCACCCUCAGAGUCCACGGUGGACUGAAACCCUUGAAUUUGUGAACGAAAAAUAAAUCCUUAUUCUUAGUUGUUUCUGACAGACAUUUGGUCAUAGCAAUAAGAAGAUAUAACUUGCACAUUAACAAGGGGGUGUCCUUAUUAGUCAAACACAUUGAUUUUCAUAAAAUUCAGGGGUCAGAUGUCAAACUUAGUAAGAUCUUAUAUUAAAACAGAAAGUAAACAAAGAGUGGAUGGACAAUAAGUAUUUAUUGAUGCUGUAGUGACAUGACCAUUAGGGGUGUAACCAAUGGCUUUCUGAUUGGCUCUGAGGCCCACUCCAGAGCAGGAAGUUCCUGUUUAGUACUCUACUUGGUCAAAUGCCUGUGUCUGGGGAGGACAGAGGUCCUACCAGGGGCUAUUACUGCUGUUUUGCUAAAUAGACAUGCUGUGCUUAUCAAAUCGCCUUCUGAAAAGACCACUGGUGUCUAUGAGUCUAAAAGUCUAAGAAUGUCCUCAGGCAAAAUCCAGUGCCUACAACAGAGAUUUCUCUACUUUGUUGUAAUCCUCAUAACCUAUUUGAUGUUUCUACCAAUAUCUGGAAAAUGCCUUGAUUUAUGACUUUGUUCUGGUACAAUGAAAAUUCAUGUAAGAACCCUGAGGUUAUCUCAAUCUAUAUUCCUAAGCCACAGUCAGUCAUAUUUUACUGUAGAGUAAGCUCUAAACUUUUAUUCCCUUGAAGAUAAAAGCUGUAUUUUCUGUGUCAACAGUGUGGAAGUGCAUAGCCCCUCUCCCUUGCCCUAGGCGGUCUCUCCAUCUGGGUGAUCUUGAAUGAAUGCCAUUAUAAUAAACUGGCGUUUGUAC
Molecule: messenger RNA, 4326 nt
Organism: Onychomys torridus (southern grasshopper mouse)
Lineage: Eukaryota; Metazoa; Chordata; Mammalia; Rodentia; Cricetidae
Gene: Plek
Product: pleckstrin
Exons: 12
Coding region: 420-1535 (371 amino acids)
Biological process (GO): intracellular signal transduction; actin cytoskeleton organization
Cellular component (GO): plasma membrane
Source: RefSeq, a predicted model, not a curated record